UUAAAACUAGUAGAAAGCAAGCUGCCAAAAAGGAACGCUAAUUCAAAUCCUAACCCACAAAAAAGAUUCCCUAACUCAAUUUCAUCGAUCGAGUUUUGAGAUGGCUUGCACUAAUAAAAGUAUCAUUCAAAGUAGCAAUAUGGUGAGUGAUCAGAGCAGAAAAUCAUCAUAUGACGUGUUUAUCAGCUUCAGAGGAGCAGACACACGAUUCAACUUCACUGAUCAUCUUUUUUCCGCCCUCCAAAUAAGAGGCAUUGUUGCAUUUAGAGAUGACACUAAGCUUAAGAAAGGUGAAUCUAUAGCACCUGAACUCCUUCGUGCUAUCGAAGCCUCUCGGACUUUCAUUGUUGUCUUCUCAAACAACUAUGCUUCCUCAACUUGGUGCUUGCGGGAAUUGCAAUACAUCCUUCAUUGCGUACAACUUUCUGGAAAACGUGUUCUCCCUGUUUUCUAUGAUGUUGAUCCUUCCGAGGUGCGAAAGCAAAGUGGGAGUUAUAAAAAAGCAUUUGCCCAACAUGAGGAAAGAUUCAAACAAGACACUGAGGUCCUGCAAGGAUGGAGGACAGCUCUCACGCAAGUCGCCAAUCUUUCAGGUUGGGAUAUACGUGAUAAGCCCCAGUCAGCAGAGAUUAAAAAGAUUGUUGAAGAGAUAGUAAAUAUAUUGAAUUGCAAAUUUUCAAGCCUUCCAAAUGAUUUAGUUGGGACGCAUUCUCUCAUAGAAAGAUUGGAAAAGCUUUUACUUUUGGAUGUGGUUGAUGAUGUUAGGAUUGUUGGAAUUUCUGGGAUGGGUGGAGUAGGGAAGACAACUCUUGCUAGGAUUUUAUAUAGAAGAAUCUCUUCUCGGUUUGAUGCAUGUUGCUUUAUUGAUGAUCUAAGCAAAAUUUGCAAACAUGCUGGUCCAGUUGCUGCACAAAAGCAAAUUCUAAGCCAAACUUUAGGCGAAGAACACCUUCAGAUAUGCAAUCUAAGUGACGGAGCUAAUUUGAUACAAAAUAGGCUUGGUCAUCUGAGGGCCUUCAUAAUUCUUGAUAAUGUUGAUCAAGGAGAACAAUUGGAGAAAUUGGCUUUGAACCGUAAGCUGUUAGGUGUUGGGAGUAGAAUCAUUAUAAUUUCGAGAGAUACUCAUAUCUUGAAUAGGUAUGGAGUGGAUGUAGUUUUCAAAGUUCCACUCUUGAAUCAAACUAAUUCUCUUCAAUUAUUUUGCCAACAAGCUUUCAAACGUGAUAAUAUUUUGAGUAAUUAUGACGAGUUGGUAUAUGAGAUACUAAAUUAUGCUAAUGGCUUACCACUAGCGAUUAAAGCAUUGGGCUCAUUUUUGUUUGGUCGAGAUAUUUAUGAAUGGAGAAGUGCAUUGACUAGAUUGAGAGACAAUCCAAACAAAGAUAUCUUCGAUGUAUUGCGAUUGAGUUUUGAUGGGCUAGAGAACAUGGAAAAAGAAAUAUUUCUCGAUAUUGCAUGUUUUUUCAAUGGACGUAAGGAAGCACUUGUUAAAAAUGUACUGAAUUGUUGUGGAUUUCAUGCUGAUAUUGGAUUAAGAGUUCUCAUUGACAAAUCACUUAUAAGCAUAUCAGAAAAAAGUAAGAUUGAAAUGCAUGGUUUGUUAGAAGAGCUGGGCAAAAAAAUUGUUCAAGAAAAUUCAAGCAAAGAUUCAAGAAAGUGGACAAGGUUGUGGCUCCAUGAAUAUUUCAACAAUGUUAUGUCAGAGAAUAAGGAAAAGAAUGUUGAAGCCAUAGUUUUGAGGCGUGGACGGCAAAGAGAAACAAAAAUAGUUAUAGCCGAAGCAUUGUCAAAGAUGAGUCAUCUUAGAAUGCUUAUACUUGAUGGAAUGGACUUCUCAGGAAGCUUGGAUUGUAUUUCUAAUGAAUUAAGAUAUGUUGAGUGGCGGGAAUAUCCUUUCAUGUAUUUGCCAUCAAGUUUUCAACCCUACCAACUUGUUGAGUUGAUCUUGGAAGAUAGCAGCAUCAAACAACUAUGGGAAGGCACGAAGUACUUGCCAAAUUUGAGAACUCUUGAAUUGAGGAACUCCAAAAGUCUAAUAAAAGUGCCAGAUUUCGGAGAGAUCCCUAAUCUUGAGCGGCUAAAUCUCAAAGGAUGUGUAAAACUUGAGCAGAUAGAUCCAUCUAUUAGUGUUCUAAGAAAACUUGUUUACUUGAAUUUGGAAGAUUGCAAAAAUCUAGUAACCAUACCGAAUGACUUGUUUGGUCUCACCUCUCUUGAGUAUCUAAAUCUUUCUGGAUGUUACAAGGCAUUUAACACUUCAUUGCAUUUGAAGAAUUAUAUUGAUUCAAGUGAAAGUGCGUCACAUUCCCAAUCAAAAUUUUCCAUAUUUGACUGGAUCACUUUGCCUCUCCAAUCUAUGUUUCCAAAAGAAAACCUGGACAUGGGUUUAGCAAUACCUAGUUGUUUGUUGCCUUCAUUGCCAAGCUUAUCCUGUUUGCGUAAACUUGAUAUUAGUUAUUGCAGUUUAAGCCAAAUCCCUGAUGCUAUUGGUUGCCUACUUUGGUUAGAAAGAUUAAAUUUAGGGGGAAACAAUUUUGUGACAUUGCCUAGUUUCAGAGAACUUUCAAAACUUGCAUAUUUGAAUUUAGAGAACUGUAUGCAGUUGAAAUAUUUUCCUGAGCUUCCUUCAGCUUCCUCCAUCGAACACGAGCACAGUCAUAUGUUUUCAGAUACUAGUUAUUGGAGGAGAGCAGGAUUGUGUAUUUUCAACUGUCCUGAAUUGGGUGAGAUGGAAAAGUGCAGUGACUUGGCAUUUUCAUGGAUGAUACAAUUUUUGCAGGCAAACCAAUUAGAAUCCUCCUCUGUCUUCUUCCGCGAAAUCAAUAUUGUUAUACCUGGAACAGAAAUGCCAAGGUGGUUCAACAAUCAGAACAUGGAAAGUUCAAUAAGUAUAGACAUAUCUCCUAUCAUGCAUCAUGACAGUGAUGUCAUUGCUUUUGCGUGUUGUGUAGUAUUUUCUGCAGCGCCUUAUCCAUCUACGAAUAUGAAAACCAAUUACCGAAAGCCUGUAAUACAUUUGUGUUUUAGUAGCGGUGACUUGGAGGUAUUUCUAGGCAUUCCAGCACAUACAAAUUUAAAUAUGCUGAAAUCAAAUCACAUUUGGCUAGCUUAUUUCACUCGAGAAUCAUUCAUUGAUCUUAUGAGUGAUAUAGACAGUACACUUGGUGAUAUUAGAAUGGAAGUUUUGAUUGUGGAUGGUGAAGGUUUGGAUGUAGAGGUGAAGAAUUGUGGUUAUCGUUGGGUAUAUAAACAUGAUCUACAACAUCUCAACUUUACAAUGAUGCAUUGCAAAAGUUCAUUAGCUCAGAACUGCGACAUUUUGGGAAUCGAAGAUGAGGCACAACCAGAAGUGAAACCACGUUGUUACUCUAUGAAUCAUUUUGUGCUUUGACAUUGGGGAAGAAGACUGCCUCUGUGGUGUUGAUUGAUGAGUGUGGAAACAAGUGGAAUUGUAUCACUGUGUUCGGGAAACGGCCACAUCGCCACAUCAAAAUUGGAGGGGGUUGGAAGCGUAUGGUUGAAGCACGCAACAUACCAAUAGGUGUAAGUAACGAAGAUCGGUGCUCCAAGGGUUGGGAACAAUGAUACAAUCUACCUAGAAGUCAGACGCCCGUCUGUUUUUUGAAUUUAGUUGUUGGAUUCAGUUUUAUUGUUUUUCUUUGGUUGAUUUCGUUUUUGUUUCUUUUGGUUAAUUUUUGAAGUCUUCUUUCAAGUGGAACAAUUGUAGAAGUUGUUGUUUUGUAAGAGUUGUUGAUAUCAUUUGAAUUGAAAGAAGCAUUUUGGCCUUUGGCAUUUUGAAUUAAGA
Molecule: messenger RNA, 3805 nt
Organism: Medicago truncatula (barrel medic)
Lineage: Eukaryota; Viridiplantae; Streptophyta; Magnoliopsida; Fabales; Fabaceae
Product: disease resistance protein RUN1
Exons: 5
Coding region: 101-3391 (1096 amino acids)
Biological process (GO): signal transduction; defense response
Molecular function (GO): protein binding; ADP binding
Source: RefSeq, a predicted model, not a curated record